AUGAUUCUAGAAGCUGUAAAUUUUGGGGGCGAGUCUGUGAAGGGGCAGGAGAUGCAGCCAAGGGGCGAGAGGCGGGGGGACGGAGCUGGGUCUCAGCCCAAUCCGUCAGUGAUGAGCAGCGAACCCGAGCUGCUGUUGCCGUUGAUGUCCUGCCGUCCCUACUGCAACUUCUGCCAGCAGAAGCUCGUCAAGAAGCCACAGGCUGAGAAAGCCUUUCGGGAGGAGAUUCAGAGCUUUCAGGAGACAAUGAAGAGCUUUCGGGAGAAGAUCAAGGGCUUUGGAAAAAAAAAAAUCAGAGAUUUCAAGGCGGCCAUCCAAGCCUUCUGGGAAGAGGAAAAGCCCACUUGGGAGGAGGAAGCUGCCUUUUGGGAGGAAAAAAAGGCUAUUCAGGAGGAAGCAGAAGCCUUCUGGAGGGUGCAUGGUGACUUCUGGAAGGACUGCAAUGCUUUCUGGAAGAAGGAUAAGGAUUUCUGGAAAGAAGGUCAGCUCCUCUGGGAGAAAGACGGAGUCCUUCUGGAUGAGGACAGAGUCCUAUGGGCAGAAGAAGCAGCUCGCGCAGAUGAAAGGGCUCUCCUGGACGAGGAGAGAGCUCGCUGGGAAGAUGAGGAGGCCCUCCAGGAAGACGAAAACAGCGUGUGGGAAAAGACGCGAGCUGGAGGGAAAGUUGGCAGCAGGUCCCUCAGCAAGGGGGAAAUAAAUUUAGCAGUGUGA
Molecule: messenger RNA, 711 nt
Organism: Harpia harpyja (harpy eagle)
Lineage: Eukaryota; Metazoa; Chordata; Aves; Accipitriformes; Accipitridae
Gene: CCDC70
Product: coiled-coil domain containing 70
Source: RefSeq, a predicted model, not a curated record